Nicotiana tabacum (common tobacco) is the source of this 1870-nucleotide messenger RNA. Its product is annotated as high affinity nitrate transporter 2.5-like. NCBI's taxonomy places the organism in Eukaryota, Viridiplantae, Streptophyta, Magnoliopsida, Solanales, Solanaceae. Gene Ontology annotation, cellular component: membrane. Gene Ontology annotation, biological process: nitrite transport; nitrate transmembrane transport. The record is from RefSeq and is a predicted model, not a curated record. Gene Ontology annotation, molecular function: nitrite transmembrane transporter activity; nitrate transmembrane transporter activity.
AUCAACAAGUGUGAGAUAUAGAACAAAGACUGUUGAGAGUUGUUUCUUCUUACUAUUUUUGUAGUUUAGUUUUCUUAAGAUUUUCACAGUUCCAAACAUGGAGUUGGAAUCUAAUGCUGACAGAAUGUUUGCUCUACCAGUUGACUCAGAACAUAAGGCCAAUGAAUUCAGAGUGUACUCUGCUUCAGCUCCUCACAUGCGAUCAUUUCACCUUUCUUGGGUUUCUUUCUUUGCUUGUUUUGUUUCCACAUUUGCUGCUCCACCACUUCUCCCCAUAAUCCGUGACAAUCUUGAUCUUACAGCCACUGACAUUGGAAAUGCUGGGAUUGCAGCUGUUUCUGGUGCUGUCUUUGCAAGAAUUGCUAUGGGAACAGCUUGUGACUUAUUUGGUCCAAGACUUGCUUCAUCUGCACUUAUUCUCUUAACUGCACCAGCAGUUUCCUUAACUGCAAUUUCCAAUUCGGCGAUUUCCUUCCUUCUUGUUCGUUUCUUCACGGGCUUUUCACUUGCCACUUUUGUCUCGACCCAAUUCUGGAUGAGCUCUAUGUUCUCUGCUAAGGUCGUUGGCACGGCCAAUGGCAUAGCCGGAGGCUGGGGAAAUCUUGGUGGCGGAGCUACACAGCUAAUUAUGCCUUUAAUCUUUUCACUAAUACAUAAAAUCGGUGCAACUGAGUUUACUGCUUGGAGAAUUGCAUUUUUUAUACCUGCCUUGUUUCAGGCUUUAUCAGCAUAUGCUGUUUUCUUUUUAGGCCAAGAUAUGCCUGAUGGGAAUUAUGCACAGCUCCAUAAAUCAGGAGAAAAGCAUAAAGAUAAUAUAUCAGAUGUUCUCUAUCAUGCAAUUACAAAUUAUAGAGGGUGGAUCUUGGCAUUGACUUAUGGCUAUUGUUUUGGGGUUGAACUCACUGUGGACAACAUAAUUGCACAGUAUUUUUUUGACAGGUUCCAUGUGAAUCUUCACACAGCUGGAAUUAUUGCAGCCAGUUUCGGGUUAGCAAAUUUAUUUUCCAGGCCUGGAGGAGGGAUAUUGUCUGAUAUCGUGGCGAAAAGGUUCGGAAUGAGGGGAAGGCUUUGGGCACUAUGGAUUGUGCAAACUAUAGGAGGCUUGUUAUGUGUUCUUUUAGGGAAAGUAGAAUCUUUAAGUGGUUCUAUUGUUGUGAUGCUUGUGUUUUCAGUGUUUUGUCAAGCUGCCUGCGGCCUUACUUUCGGGGUAGUUCCAUUUGUUUCAAGAAGAUCACUGGGCAUAAUUUCGGGGAUGACAGGAGGAGGAGGAAAUGUUGGAGCAGUAAUAACUCAAGUAAUUUUCUUUAGAGGAACAAGAUAUUCAACAGAAACAGGGAUUACAUACAUGGGUAUCAUGAUUAUAUGUUGCACUCUCCCCAUUUUGUUUAUAUACUUCCCACAAUGGGGUGGAAUGUGUUAUGGUCCCUCAUCUAAAGGCUUGACAGAGGAAGAUUACUACAUGAAAGAGUGGAGUUUAACUGAGAAAGAGAAUGGUUUUCACCAGGCAAGCAUGAAAUUUGCUGGUAAUAGUACAAGUGAAAGAGGUAAUUAAAAAAGUGGAAUCUGCUCCUACUAUACACCAAUAGAUGGAACUCCAAAUACAACCAUUUGAGUUCAAGCAUGUUUUUAUCGUAUUGUAUUUUAUUGUUCAAGUUACACAAAUUUCUGUUUAAGCUUACUAAGAACUCUAGUGCAAUGUGUGUAUUUUUCUAUUUUUCUUGACUUUGCAUGGUUAUUUUGUUUCUCUAGGCGUUUGUACUAGGUAAAUUGUAUCAACUAUGUAAAUUUUGACAAAGGUACGAAAAAACAGAGCCAUUAUAUAUUGAGGUGUGCAAGCUAAUGUUACUCAUGAGCAAUGAAGCUACACUGG